GUCUUCUUGAGCUGUCCUUGGGAAAAUUCAGAAAUGUGCUACUUAACCAGACCAAUCCAGUGGAAGCUGUAAUCAGGAACAUUGCAAGCAAUGUGACCAUCAUUAUUUUUCAAGUACAUGCCCAGCAAAGCGAUGUGGUGAUAUCAUUUGAUAAGAAUCCAUCUGUGAACAGCUCAGGAACCGGAGUAGACAAAGGACUGGUUUCCAUCCUUCGGCCUGAACAGAGCGUGUGUACAUGGUACCUUCGGUCACUGGCUACUAGCCAGGUGCUCAGCACAGCUAUCUCUAUUCCCUAUAUGGAGAAAGAUCCUAUUCCUGGAGGCUGCAAUCUAGAAUUUGACUUGGAAGUGGAUCCAAAUAUUUACCUAGACUAUACAUUGGUUGAUCUACACAUCAAGUUCGCCCCUGCAAACUUGGGAUAUGCCAGAGGAGCAAACCCACCAUCCUGCGAUUCAGGGACUGGUCAGAACUCGAGAUGGCGACUGCACUAUGAUGUCUACCAGUACUUCUUACCAGAGAAUGAUCUUUCGGAGAUGGUACUCAUGAACCACAUACGAAAGAUGUCUGAGGUGCAAAGCAUCAAGGCUAAUGGCGUUAAAAUGCUUACGCUGACCAGUGAUGACAAGACCAAUGUCUACUUUUCCUUGCUUCCUGGACAAGGUGUGAUCUACAACGUCAUAGUAUGGGAUCCUCUCUGGAAUACUUCUGCUUCAUACAUACCUGUGCAUACAUACGCCUGCAGCUUUGCUGACCUGGUGGAUAACUGCUCUUCUCUCAGCAGACUCUCUACCAAAGUAUUCUUCACUGCUCUUGCUGUUCUUGGUCUCUUCACUUGCUUUUUUGGACACAGAUUCUGGAAAACAGGCUUAUUCUUCAUGGGCUUUAUAGUCUCAGGAUUCUUCUUCUUUGUAUUCAUUACAAGGGUAACUGGCCUUGGUUAUGAUGUGCGUCUUAUUUUGACAGCAGUAGCCGGAAUUAUUGGAGGGCUGUUCCUGGUUGCAAGCUGGUGGAGAUUUGGCUCGGUUCUACUCUGCAUGUUUAUUAUUGGACUUGUGCUGGGAUUUCUCUUUUCAUCGACGGUCUUCUUUACUCCACUAG
Molecule: messenger RNA, 1098 nt
Organism: Leptosomus discolor (cuckoo roller)
Lineage: Eukaryota; Metazoa; Chordata; Aves; Leptosomiformes; Leptosomidae
Source: RefSeq, a predicted model, not a curated record